GCACUCCAGCCUGUGCGACAGAGCAAGACUCCUUCUCAGAUAACGAUUACGCACUGUCUAGCUGCCUGUCUUCCUCCUUAUACUCUGAGCUCUUUAGAGGAAGUCUCUCAGCUGUGGCUAAGAACCAGUCAAGACCAUGUAUGGAGGCGUCUAAACCAUCCAGAUGCUUGAGCCUGCCAUGACUGACUGAGUGGGUCUGAGCCGGAACCCGAGUAUCCGUGCUCUUUAAAAGUUCUUCAAGAAUGGACUCAUUCAUUAGUUCCUUCCUUAUUCAUAUCUGUUCAUUCAUCUGUUUAUAUAGAAGGGUCAGGGUUGAGAACCCUAAGGUUCAUGGAAGUGAGUCCUCAUCUCUACAAAUAGUAAUAGUAAUAAUAAUCAACUUUAAAAGAAAAUAAAUUUGAGAUUGGAAGGAAACAUUUUCUUACAAAGCUUGAUCUGAGUAUAGAUCAUAUGAGAAGCACAUAGAUUUGUUACAUUUUAACAGAAAUGAAAACACUGCAUAUCAAAAUUAGUUGACAUGACAGCCAAAGCUGUACUCAAAUAUAAAUACUUGGAAAAAAAGUUUGAUGAUUCCUCAAAAAGUUAAACAUAGAGUUAACAUAGGAUUCAGUAAUUAUACCCUUAGAUAUAUACCCAAGAGAACUGAAAACGUAUCUCCACACAAAACCGUGCUAUGAAAGUUCCAACAAGAAGCUAUUCCUGUUUUGUUUUGUCUUUGUUUCUGCAGCAUCUGACACAGAACCUGUCAGAUAACAAAAACUUGACUGCUAUUUAAUGAAUACGGGCAUGGAUGGAUGAAUUGGCGCUGUCGUUUUCCCUGACGUGUCUCCUUCCUAAGAACAGAGUGUCUCUGUCUCCAGCCCAGCCUCUGUCAUUCCAGCACCUUAAAGCUCCAGCUACACUCACCUGCGAGGAUAAGAAGCAGCAGAGCCUGGGACAGCCACAUGGUACUGUCUCCUCUCCUCUCCUCAGUGAUCACAGGUGUCUGGUGCCCUUCAGACACUUGAAUCCAAGCUCGGAAGUCAAUGCUGCAAACCUACCCGAAUCUCCUUCAAGUUUCUUGCUCACUUCCUAUUAUGUCUGUAGCUACUUCUCUUUUUACAUAUUUGGAGAAAAGAGGUGUCAUUCUUUGCUAUGGUGCAGUGUGUGUUGCAAGGUGUGUCCAAACUUUUGUGCAUGUAGGAAAGAAAAUGGGUCCAGGCCUGGUCAGGUUUGCACGGCAGUGCAUGUGGGAGCUAAGGAGCAGGAGGAGCCAGGAGAAACCCAGACAUUGAGGAGCUGUGGGAUCUACUGCCAGGAGGAGAGGACAGACAAGGCUGGCCAUGAGGAGUGCGGGGAGAGGAGCAGUUUGGGAAGCCCACAGUGCACAGGACUCACACCCAGCCUUGCUGGAGAAGGCCCAUGCCGGCUCCUUCCAGGCAGCCCCACUGUAGGACAUCUCAUUGCCUCUUCCUGCUCUGGGCUGUCUGACCCACUGCCCCUACCCCCAGGACCGCUUCCUCUGGGGUCGUGA
Cercocebus atys (sooty mangabey) is the source of this 1513-nucleotide messenger RNA. It is a transcript of the gene CD300LD-AS1, whose product is annotated as chromosome unknown open reading frame, human C17orf77. Lineage: Eukaryota; Metazoa; Chordata; Mammalia; Primates; Cercopithecidae. The record is from RefSeq and is a predicted model, not a curated record.